CAGAAGAAACGAACAAAAGCAUUAAGGACGAACAAAAGAACUGACAACGUCUGUCUGCUAAACAACAUUUUCUUGCCUUUCUCGCUUUUCACUGAAUUUCAACCAAGCGCACAGGACAAUGAACUCCACCGUGCUUGAAAAUACAGCACAAGACAGAUACGCAGAGUAUUUUGUUCGAAAUUUUGUUGUUGUUCUUCUUGGGAUCAUUAUUAACUCUGUCAAUGGAUUAUUUGUGUUUACAUUUUUCAGGAGCUCAAUUUUCUACAAUGACCCGAGAUACAUAUUAUAUAUUCAUCUGGUUAUGAAUGAUAUGCUCAUGGUUUUCCUAACUGUAAUUCUUUUUGUGAUGGCAUAUGCGUGGUCUAAUGUCCCUCUGCCAUUCUGUUUUAUAUUGAUAAUGAUCGCCUCCACAACUCAUAAGAAUACUCCAUUGACUUUGGCUGGUAUGGCCAUUGAGCGUUACAUUGCCAUCUGUAAACCGCUGCAUCAUCCUCAGAUCUGCACUGUACGCCGGACCUACAUCCUCAUCUCUCUCAUAUGGGGCGUUGGACUUAUACCAGCACUGGCUGACUUUUUUCUGUUUUUAAUUGUUUUUCCUCUAUCUGUCCUUUCUAAAGGUACACUCUGUAGUUCAGCGAAUCUCUAUAACUCACCGUACCAUGAAAUGAUGAGCAAAUUCCUGCUUGGACUUUAUACAUCUGCUGUGUGGCUGAUUCUUGUGUUGACAUACUGUAGAGUUCUGGUUACGGCCAGAAGAGCCAAUACUGAUAAAUCCUCAGCUAAAAAGGCUCAAAGCACCAUCCUGUUACAUGGACUACAGCUGAUGCUCUGUAUGUUAUCUUACAUCACUCCUCUUAUAGACAGGAUUUAUGCACCGCUUUUACCUUUUGAGCAGAAAAACAUUUUCUUUUUCAAUUAUAUUCUAACAAACAUGGUGCCACGACUGCUCAGUCCUCUGAUUUAUGGCAUUCGGGAUAAAAAAUUUUAUAAACACAUGAAGGGACUUUUCACAUGUCGAUUACUUGUUGUAAAAGUUGAAGCAACUAAAAGAUAAUCACAAAAAAAUAAACUGUAUGUAGAUCAG
Molecule: messenger RNA, 1084 nt
Organism: Misgurnus anguillicaudatus (oriental weatherfish)
Lineage: Eukaryota; Metazoa; Chordata; Actinopteri; Cypriniformes; Cobitidae
Product: odorant receptor 131-2-like
Biological process (GO): detection of chemical stimulus involved in sensory perception of smell; G protein-coupled receptor signaling pathway
Cellular component (GO): membrane
Molecular function (GO): G protein-coupled receptor activity; odorant binding; olfactory receptor activity
Source: RefSeq, a predicted model, not a curated record